Peromyscus maniculatus bairdii (prairie deer mouse) is the source of this 2200-nucleotide messenger RNA. RefSeq names its product glucose-6-phosphatase catalytic subunit 1 (gene G6pc1). Gene Ontology annotation, molecular function: glucose-6-phosphatase activity. The record is from RefSeq and is a predicted model, not a curated record. Gene Ontology annotation, cellular component: membrane. NCBI's taxonomy places the organism in Eukaryota, Metazoa, Chordata, Mammalia, Rodentia, Cricetidae. Gene Ontology annotation, biological process: gluconeogenesis; glucose 6-phosphate metabolic process.
UAAGGCACACUGAUAGCAGAGCAAUCAGCAUCAAGCGUGGACUCACCGUGAGCACAGGCUCUGCUGCCAGCUCCCUGAGGUACCAAGGGAGCGAGGAUGGAGGAAGGAAUGAACGUUCUCCACGACUUGGGGAUCCAGUCAACCCGCUACCUUCAAGAGAAUUAUGCAGACUCCCAGGACUGGUUCAUCUUAGUGUCAGUGCUCGCUGAUCUCAGGAAUGCCUUCUAUGUCCUCUUCCCCGUCUGGUUUCAUAUUCGAGAGACUGUGGGCAUCAACCUCCUCUGGGUGGCAGUGGUUGGAGACUGGAUCAACCUCGUCUUUAAGUGGAUUCUUUUUGGACAGCGCCCAUACUGGUGGGUCCUGGACACGGACUACUACAGCAACACCUCGGUGCCCCUGAUAAAGCAGUUCCCUGUCACCUGUGAGACUGGACCAGGGAGUCCUUCUGGCCAUGCCAUGGGCGCAGCAGGUGUCUAUUACGUGAUGGUCACUUCUGCCUUGGCCAUACUUCGUGGAAAGAAAAAGCCAACAUUUGGAUUCCGGUGUCUGAAGGUCGUCUUGUGGUUGGGAUACUGGGCUGUGCAGCUGAAUGUCUGUCUGUCCCGGAUCUACCUUGCGGCUCACUUUCCCCACCAGGUUGUGGCUGGAGUCUUGUCAGGCAUUGCUGUGGCUAAAACUUUCAGCCACAUCCGGAGCAUCUACAAUGCCAGCCUCAAGAAGUACUGUUUGAUCACCUUCUUCCUCUUCGGUUUCGCGCUCGGAUUUUACGUGCUGCUAAAAGGGCUGGGGGUGGACCUCCUGUGGACUUUGGAGAAAGCCAAGAGAUGGUGUCAGCGGCCUGAAUGGGUCCACCUCGACACCACACCGUUUGCCAGCCUCUUCAAGAACCUGGGGACCCUCUUUGGGUUGGGGCUGGCCCUCAACUCCAGCAUGUACCGGGAGAGCUGCAAGGGAGAGCUCAGCAGGUCGCUCCCGUUCCGCCUUGCCUGCAUCGCGUCUUCCUUGGUCCUCCUGCACCUCUUCGACACUCUGAAACCCCCGUCCCAGAAUGAGCUGAUCUUCUAUGCUCUGUCUUUCUGCAAGAGUGCGGCAGUUCCCUUUGCAUCUGUGAGCCUUAUCCCCUACUGUCUAGCCCGGGUUCUGGGCCAGACUCACAAGAAGUCUUUGUAAGGCGUGGGGAGUCUUUGGUAUUUAAAGUCAAUGACCAUGCAAAGGAUUGGGGGCUACCAAGGCCAGAGGUGUUCACACAGCCCUGGUAACCCUGUCUUUCUUUGCUAUCUUAACCAAAUGCUCCAGGGCUGUUUGAGAAACCCUUGAGAGCUAGAAGUUGGGUUAUUCUGGGAUUUUCCCUGAAAACCCAUUUGCCAUUCUCCCAUCAGAUAUAGAAGAGCAAGCCCGGGCCGGAGAUCCUGACUGAGAAUUCUCUCCCUGUGCAGAAUCCUCCCAGCUGGGAGAAGGGCGCAGUGCAUUUGCUAGGAAGAGAAAGAAGGAGGAGGCGGGGAAGUGUUGUGUGCAUGAGCAAACCACAGGCCAGCCCGGGUCUAAAAGGCUUCAGUUCCGUCUGAGUCUUUAGACAACAGGACACGCUUGAUAAUGGUAGACCAACUUCAAGUGUGAUGAGCAGCCAGCUAAAGGCAGCAGCUCUGCUUCCGGCUUUUCUGGUGCUUGAGUUCCUGGAUGGCCGUGGUCACUGCACGAGUCAGAACGUUCAGGCGUCACCAAUUUCUCUGUCUCAUCACGUCUGUCUCCUCAGUCUGCAUCUGCAGUCCCUUGAAUCCUCCACCGGUUCCCUGCGCCUGAGGCUGGACCCUCAGAUGUCCAGCAGGCGACUAUGUGGUGGUGCUUUUUUGUAGGGUUAAGUUAAACUCUGAAAUCUUGAGCAACAGGGCGAGGGAGAGCCAGGAUGCCUCUCUCCAGAAGGUCACUCCGAUGUUACUUUUGAUUCCUGGAGCAGAAACAGGACUCCUUUCUCUAGCCCACGCCAGCCAAGAACUCAUUCUUAGAGGAACAGCCAGCUCCAGCCUUCUCUGAUCUGCAGAGUAUAAUUUCAAAAAGAAAAAAUGCUGUAGCUAUUUAUUCAAAAUUCCUUUUUUUGCUAUGAAUUCUCACCUACACCAAGCGCCCUGUUCCUAACAUCAUUGAUAAGAAAACUACAUGUGUGCAGUAUUUUAUUAAAGCAACAUUUUAUUUAAGAAUGGAA